GCAGCGGGGCGGCACGGGGAGCCCGGGCCCGGCGGAGCGGUGGUCCGGGGGUUACGGGAUGCGGACGGGAGCCCGAGGGGUGCGGGCGGUGCGCCGGGAGCCCCGGUGGCUGCGGGCGGGAGCCCAGGGAGCGCUGGUGGGUGCGGGGUGUGCAGCGGGAGACGCGGAGAGCGGCAGUCCGGAGGUGGUGGGCAGAGCCGGGCCAGCACCGAGCCAGGCCGGAUGGGCGGCACAGCGGGGCCAGGGACCGGGGACCCCCGGGGCGGCUGAGCCGGCCCAUGGCGGCAGGCGCGGGCGCCUUCGUGUGGGCCGCCUUCCCUGCCAUGCCCACGCGGCGCGUGUACUGCAGCGCAGCGCACCGCGACGGGCAGCUCUUCGUGCUGGGUGGUUGCGGGGGCGGCGGGCGAGCCCUGGGCGCCGCUGAGGUACUCGACCUCCCGGCCCAGCGCUGGACCGCGCUCCCGCCACUGCCCACACCGCGGGCAGGCGCCGCCGCCCUCGUCCUGGGCAAGCAGAUCUUGGUGGUGGGCGGCGUGGAUGUGGCACAGAGCCCCCUCGCCUCCGUCGAGGUCUACCAUGUGGAUGAGGGCAAGUGGGAGAAGAAAGCAGCGCUGGCUCAGCCCUCCAUGGGCAUCUCAGCUGUGCAGAGAGACGGGGCCGUCUACGCGCUGGGGGGAAUGGGUGCGGACACCUCUCCCCAGGCACUGGUUCGCGUCUACGAGCCAGCAAAGGACCACUGGCAGCCUCUGCCCUCCAUGCCUACCCCCUGCUAUGGGGCCUCCGCCUUCCUGCAGGGCAACAAGAUCUUCGUCCUGGCCGCAGGGUCUGGUCUGUGCGCAGGGGGCCGGCAGGGCAAGCUGCCCGUCACUGCCUUUGAGGCCUUCGACCUGGAGACAAGGAGCUGGACGCGCUACCCCAGCAUGCCCAGCCGCCGCGCCUUUGCUGCCUGCGCCAUGGCCGACGGCGUUGUCUUCAGCCUGGGGGGGCUGCAGCAGCCGGGACCCCACAACUUCUACUCCCGUCCCCACUUUGUCAACACCGUGGAGAUGUUCGACCCUGCACAAGGUGCAUGGAGCAAGUCAAGCCGUGCCAUCCGCAUGAGGGAGAAGAGAGCUGACUUCGUGGCUGGCUGCCUGGGAGGAAGAGUGGUGGCUGUGGGUGGCCUCGGUAAUGCCAGGGGGAACCAGUCCUGCCCGCUGGACUCGGUGGAAGGGUUCAGCCUCUCACGGAAGAAGUGGGAGCCACUGCCCCCCAUGCCCACCGGCCGCUGCUCCUGCUCCAGCUGCCCGGCACCCAGCCUGCUCUUCGUCAUCGGUGGGGUAGCCCAGGGCCCCAGUGGUGCCGUCGAGGCUCUGUGCCUGCGCGAGGUGCCAUGAAUGGGGCCCCGGGGACCAGCCCCGGCCAAGCACCAAGUGCCUGAAGACGGGGACAGGGUGUACACGUGCCUGCGCGUGCGGGUGACCCGGCUCUGGGGUGAUGCCAGGUGCCAGAGCAGCCGUGGUUUCUCGUCAUGCUUUGGAAACCCCUCUCGGGUCCUGCACCGCUGUAACGGCGGAGCCUGGGGCAAAAUCCUGCCUGACAGGAGAGCUGUGGCUGGCGGCGUGGAGAGAGCGGCGGUGGCAGGACUGUUGCUGGCCACGCUGCCCCAUCCAGCCCCGUCCGUGCCGCGGCGUGUCCGUGCCAUGUGUGUAGCAGUGAGUGCUGUGUCGUCGUAGACCCAGUCGAUGUCUCAUGUAGCACAGAGGUGCCCUGUAGCUCAGUGCCUAGGAGGUGACAUAGCACCUCAAAUAAAUGAAACACAU
Molecule: messenger RNA, 1802 nt
Organism: Grus americana (Whooping crane)
Lineage: Eukaryota; Metazoa; Chordata; Aves; Gruiformes; Gruidae
Gene: KLHDC8B
Product: kelch domain containing 8B
Exons: 6
Coding region: 279-1376 (365 amino acids)
Molecular function (GO): protein binding
Source: RefSeq, a predicted model, not a curated record